Molecule: messenger RNA, 1059 nt
Organism: Orbicella faveolata
Lineage: Eukaryota; Metazoa; Cnidaria; Anthozoa; Scleractinia; Merulinidae
Molecular function (GO): protein binding
Source: RefSeq, a predicted model, not a curated record
AUGGAUCCUGAUAUGGAGGAACAUUUUCGAGAACUCAUGAACCAAUGGAAGAAAGAUGAUGACAGCAUCAAGGAGAAACUUGAAGAGAUGGAAGAAAGCAUCAGGGACCAAUUAGAGCAGAUGAAAAGUGAAAUGGAAAGCAAUAUCAGAGGUGAAAUGAAAGAAAUGAAGGAAAGACUGGACACCUUGACGGCCUCGUUGGAUGAGAACAAAGAUGAAGAAAACGUCAGGGACAAAUUACAGCAGAUGAGCAUUGAAAUGAAAAACAACAUCCGAAGUGAAAUGAAAGAAAUGAAGGAAAGACUGGACACCUUGACUGCCUUAUUGGAAGAGAACAAAGAUGAAGAAAACAUCAGGGACAAAUUACAGCAGAUGAACAGUGAAAUGAAAAACAGCAUCCAAAGUGAAAUGAAAGAAAUGAAGGAAAGACUGGACACCUUGACUGCCUCAUUGGAAGAGAACAAAGAUGAAGGUCCGUUUCUGAUUGGUUUGUUCGCUUGUAACCCAAACUCAGAAAAACUCAAAGACAAGGUUGAGCAGAUGAAAGAUGAAAUGGUAAACCUUGGGGAAAGGCUGGAGCACUCCCUGGAGAACUUGAGACUACAAAGCGGAGAAAGCGACGAAAGAGAACGAUUGACGGAUGACCUCAACAAGAUGAGAAGUGACAUGAAAAAUAUCAGUGACAAGCUGGACGCUUUGACAGUACAUGUAUCAAGACAAGGAACAAAGGAUGAAGGAAACCUCAACGACAAGUUUGAGCAGAUAAAAGAUGAAAUGCAAAUGCAAUUGCAAUUCUUGGAGAACUUGAGGACGCAAAGCGGAGAAAGCGACGACAAAGAACGAUACAGAGAUGACCUCAACAAGAUGAGAAGUGAAAUAGAAAAUAUCAGUGACAAGCUGGACGCUUUGACAGUAUCAAAACAAGAAACAAAGGAUGAAGAAAACCUCAGAGACAAGUUUGAGCAGCUGAAAGAUGAAAUGGUAAAACUUGGGGAAAGUUUGGAGAACUCCCUGGAGAACUUGAGGCUACAAAGCGGAGAAAGCGACGAAAGGGGUUAG